This is a messenger RNA of Sipha flava (yellow sugarcane aphid), 1593 nucleotides long. RefSeq names its product zinc finger MYM-type protein 1-like. The record is from RefSeq and is a predicted model, not a curated record. NCBI's taxonomy places the organism in Eukaryota, Metazoa, Arthropoda, Insecta, Hemiptera, Aphididae. Gene Ontology annotation, molecular function: protein dimerization activity. The coding region runs from base 1 to 1593 and encodes 530 amino acids. The transcript has 4 exons.
AUGGUCAAGAUGAGCAAAAUCAAACCUGUAAGAUUUAUAAUGAAAAUGGUGAACCAAGUGAUAAAUCAAGUUUUUUCUAACAAAGCUUCAACUGGUUUUGAUAAAAUUAACACUUCUCAUAAGUUACUGAUUGAUAAUAAUAGGAAAAAAAUUUUUCCUAUUAUUUCAAGUAUACUAUUUUGUGGUACUCAAGAAAUUGCUUUGCGUGGAAAAACAUCAAAUGAAGGAAAUUUCAAUUCUUUAAUUAACUUUAGAAUUGAAGCUGGUGAUAAAAUUUUACAAAGUCAUUUAGAAUCAAGCCCCAAAAAUUCCAAAUAUAUUUCAGCUAGAGUUCAAAAUGAAAUAAUUAAUAUUACAGGAAAAAUAAUCUUGAGCAGAAUAACAAAUUAUUUAGUGAAAUCGCGAUCAUUUUUUUCUAUACUCGCUGAUGAGACUGCUGAUAUUUCUGGUACCGAACAGUUAUCCAUAGGCAUAAGAUAUAUCUCAUUUGAAUCAGAAAACCCUGUAGUUAAAGAAGAAUUUUUAGGUUUUGUUGCAUUAACAGAUAUGCAUGCUAAAACUGUAGCAAAAUCUAUAAUACAUUUUUUGAGACACUCUGGUCUUAAUUUAAACAAUUUAAUAGGACAAGGAUAUGAUGGUUGUAGUGCCAUGUCAGGUAUUCAUAAUGGUGUCCAAGCAAUUAUUAAAAAUGAAUUUCCUAAAGCUGUAUUUGUACACUGUUCAUCACAUAGACUAAAUUUAGUAAUAAAUGAUUUGAAUAAACUUCAGCAUAUUCAAAAUUGUGCUGGAAUUAUCAAGUCGAUUAUUAAAUUUUUUAGGUUAAGUCCUAAAAGAAGAAAAAGAAUAGAAAAAAUCCCUUUAUUUUGCGAGACUAGAUGGUCAGAAAAAUAUAAAACUAUAAGAAUUUUUAGUGAACAUUUUGUUGGAAUAGUUGAACAAUUAGAAAUAAUAUCUAUGGAAACAUGCUUUGAUUCACAAACAAAAAGUCAAGCAUUUCAGUUACACAGUGCAGCAACUAAAUCAAAUUUUAUAGUGUGUUUAUUCAUAAUGGCAAAAUUUUCUGCUCAACUAGAACCUAUAACGAAUGCAUUACAAGCAAUACAGUUAGAUUUAUCUCAAGCUAGAAAAUAUAUUACUGAAAUCAUUGAAGUUUUUAACAACCUGGAUGCGAAAAAUUAUUUUCAUGAGAUUUUUAAAAAGGCUCAAAAUGUUGCAAAUGAGCUUGGAGAAGAAAUUGAAAUUCCUCGUAUUGUUUUUAACCAAAAGCAUCGUUUAAAUCAUCCAAUAAAUACUCCUGAAGAUUAUUUUAGAGUUUCCUUAUACCAACCAUAUUGUAUAUUAUGGUAUAAUGUAUGGAAAAAUAGAAACACAAGUCAAAGUGAAAUGAAAAAUAUAAGUUUCAUAAGUCUAUUAGAUGAAGCAAAUUUAUAUCCAGCAAUUUAUAUUGCACUAACUAUCGCAUUAACUUUGCCAGUUACUACUUGUUCAAUAGAAAGAACUUUUAGUACACUACAUAGAGUAAAAACUUGGACAAGAAAUACUAUUGGUGAUAAUCGACUUAAUGAAUGGAACUUUUAUUCAAUGAUUGAAUAG